GGUUGCCUCUCGAGCAAUAAAUGAGCACGAUGACAGCAGUUAGAGCGAACCUAGGUUGCCUCUAGUUUGCCUCCAGGUGAAAAAAAAUACGGUAUAUGAUUCAUACGCUCAUCACAUCAGAAGAGGUCAGAAGAAAAGGGCUUCUGUAGUGUUUGGCCUGCAAAAUUUUUCAACGUAAAAGAUUGUUUUUCUAACUUUGGAAGUCCUUUGCCAAUUUGAAACAAGUUUUGACGUGAAUAUCGGAAUAUAAAGUCAACAGUCCAAAAUGUCGCUGUAUCCGUCUUUGGAAGAUAUGCAGGUCGAUAAGAUCCUCCAGUCGCAGAAUGCUGCCGUGGCUAACGCUAUAGCCACCCAACAGCAACAACAACAACAACUAGGUUUUCAAGGGCCCCCGCCGGCUUAUACUAUGAAUCCAUAUCCACAGUUGUAUGAACUGCCACGAUCAGAGAUCGGGAAUCACUCAACCGGAGAGGAAUCCAAGAAGCAAGGAUUUAUUUACCCUGAUCUAGGUGAUUAUCUGGGAUUAGAGUUGAGUCGGGGAAUGAUUGAGGCCAACAUGCCAGAAUAUUUGCAUCGGGAUAAUCAAUUAGAAGCUUCUCCUUUGACCGUGGUUAAUAAUGCUAACAUGAUAGCACCAGUUUCGGGGUCAUCUGUAGGUUUGCAACGUGGUCAGGUGACCAACGGAAUACGUGAGAUUAUUCUGUGUAAGGGAACCGAUAAAAAAGUCGGUCUUCGAGCCCAAUCGAUCAACAAGGGAGUAUUUGUGUGCCUGGUGGUUAAGGACAGUCCAGCUGCUCUUGCUGGAUUGAGAUUUGGAGAUCAAAUAUUGCAAAUUAACGGAACUCUCGUAGCUGGAUACUCCGUUGAUGACGUUCAUAAGCUAUUGAAAAAAAGCCAGAAAGAUAACAUUUCGCUAGUAGCUCGUGAUCGUCCGUUUGAGAGAGCGGUUACUUUGCACAAAGAUUCAACUGGUCAUGUUGGUUUCCAAUUCAAUGAUGGAAAGAUUACAGCUAUAGUAAAAGACUCAUCGGCGGCAAGAAACGGACUUCUUAUCGAACAUCAACUACUGGAAAUUAAUGGUCAAAACGUUAUUGGAAUGAAAGAUAAGGAUAUUUCCAAAAUCAUAGCUAGUGGUGGUCAAAUCAUAACGGUCACCAUUAUACCGAGCAUGAUUUAUGAUGUAAUGAUAAAAAAAUUGUCUGUUUCAUUUUUACGGGGUAAAAUGGAUCACACAAUUCCCGAUUUUUAAAGUGCCAACUAAAUUUAAUACAAAAUUGAAAUAACGAGUGCAUGCAUUUUAACGCACAUUAAACAUUUGUAACACACAAGUUAGCUACUAAACGUAGUAAAAUAAACGAUGUAUUGUCUCCACUAGUGUCAUUAAAUAUGAACUAUCAGGUAAAACUUAUAUUGCAUAUGGUUUUGAAAUAUAUUCAAAUUUAUUACCAGUAAUAAAA
This is a messenger RNA of Uranotaenia lowii, 1457 nucleotides long. RefSeq names its product syntenin-1-like. Bases 266 to 1249 code for a protein of 327 amino acids. The transcript is spliced from 3 exons. The record is from RefSeq and is a predicted model, not a curated record. Lineage: Eukaryota; Metazoa; Arthropoda; Insecta; Diptera; Culicidae. Gene Ontology annotation, cellular component: cytoplasm; plasma membrane. Gene Ontology annotation, molecular function: protein binding.